AUGGAGAAGGCGAGGAGGCCUCAGGUGCCGGCGUUCGGGGAGUGGAACUACUACUACCACUACGACGAGCCGGAGGCGGCGUGGUACGCCAUGCCGGAGCCGCAGGCCUGCAGCGACGUGUGGUUCAAGUACUCGCCGCCCCCGCGCAAGCCCGCGCCCACGCCCAAGAAGCAGCAGGCGAGGAGGAGGCGGCCGGCGGGCUGCGACGGCGUGUCCGGGGCGCGUCAGAGCGCGAGGCCGUCCUUGGACGCUGCUGCAACGGCCAAGGGCGGCGCCUCCAGGCGGGUGGUGCGGCCGGUCGACGCGGACCUGUACCAGGUGCCGCCGCCGGAGUUCACCCCCAACCGGCGGCCAGUUAAGGUUGCGCAGCAGAGGAGGAGCCUGUGGAUGAUGGGCUGCCUGGGCUGCGUCGCCUGA
Molecule: messenger RNA, 417 nt
Organism: Triticum turgidum subsp. durum (durum wheat)
Lineage: Eukaryota; Viridiplantae; Streptophyta; Magnoliopsida; Poales; Poaceae
Source: the annotation of a GenBank genome assembly